Molecule: messenger RNA, 1578 nt
Organism: Sphaerodactylus townsendi
Lineage: Eukaryota; Metazoa; Chordata; Lepidosauria; Squamata; Sphaerodactylidae
Gene: FAM174C
Product: family with sequence similarity 174 member C
Exons: 3
Coding region: 41-463 (140 amino acids)
Cellular component (GO): extracellular region
Source: RefSeq, a predicted model, not a curated record
AGCACUUCCGGUGUGGCUAUUUUCCCCCUUCGCGGACUCAAUGGCGGCGUCGCGUGUCGUGUUCAUGGCGGCGUGGUUGGGGGCAACGGCCGCCGCCGAAGCUGCUGCUGCCGCCGCCGCCAACGGCACGGCCUCGGUGGCGCCUGUGACGGUUCCGCCGGGGCGCGGAGGCCACAGCCAGGGGAUCGCAUCGGGUCCUUCCACCGUAGCCACCCCGUCCGGGUCCUCGCCGCCUUCGGGCCUCUUCGGGCUGGGGCUGCCGGCCCUGCAGCGCGCCUUCUAUGUCUUCUUGGCUCUCGCCGCCCUGGCCCUCCUCUAUUACCUCGGCGGCCGAGUGUGGCGCACAAGGAAGCCUGCAAGGAAAAAAUACGGUCUACUGUCUAACUCUGAAGAUAAUGUAGAGAUGGCUUCACUGGAGAGCGAUGAAGACACGCUGUUUGAAACAAGGAAUCUGAGGCGAUGAUGAUGGGAACCCGCGGCUUGACAGCCUGCGCUCGACCAGAGGAAGUGCAGAUCUGCCAUCAAAAAGCUCCGCCUUCCUCCAUUUCCUGAUUUUUUAAAAAAUAAAACUUUUCCAAGCUGCUCGGGAUGCCGCCAAGCGAUGCAGAGCAUCUUUUCCUGCUGAAGCGGCCGAAGAGGAAUGCUGGCGCCCCCUGUUGCCUCUUGACGGACGUGAUAAAUGCAACCCAAGGGAAAGAGAACUGCUGAGAACCUGGGAGAGGAAGGGUGGGUCUUCAUGGCCUUCAAGCAGUGAUAAAGCAAAGGGUAAAGUGGGGAGGCUCUUGUCUCCGGGUUCCAGUUUGCAUUAGCUUAUCCCCUUGAUUGCCAAGAGGUGCCAUCCAUUUUAGCUUUAGGACCAGCCAUGAUACUUGCACCUGUCCCCGUUAUGCAGGCCUGCGAGUUCAGACGAGCUAUGACCAAAGUGGAGUCAGUUUGCCUGCAUCCCAACAGCUGUUGUCAGUUUGGGAAGUCACAGACAGUAAAGAGAAGUACUGGGUUGUACCCAGAACCCCAUGCCGGUUUGCUCUUUUGGGCCUUGGGACGGUACCUGGAACGGCCAUGUCCUUCAAAGAGACUGGGUUGUGGGAAGCAGGGCUGCUUAAAAACUUGUCGAUGCCUGGGACUUUUGCAGUUUUGGGCUGGGAGGGUUGAGUGUGCUGCUAUAAGAUAGCAUGGAGCUAGCCGGAUAUGCCCAAGAACUUGCUGGCUACAAAACAGGAGAUGAAAAGGCCACAAUGGGUGCCUGGCAAUUGAAGAAAUGUGUUUACAAAUAGCAGGUGCUAAUUGUGACAUGACUGUCUAGUAAAAUGAGAGGCUGAUGCGGUACAUUUCCACCCACAUCGCACAGCAGAGUUCUGUGAUUCCAGAUUGGCCAGUCUAAGGUAGCUUCAGUCCAAAUCGACUCAUUGCAGCAAAUGUGUAGCCGGUCUCUUCUCUCCCUCUUCUCCCAUGAAGGACUGUAAAUUAUCCUCAGAUGUGAACCUGCUGGGAAUUAGUUAGAAUGCUAAACCUUUUCUCGGCAGCAAUUCCAACUCUUCCUGUUUUGUGACAUGAUAUGUAGCAAGCCUUCCGAUUGCA